Molecule: messenger RNA, 3305 nt
Organism: Myodes glareolus (Bank vole)
Lineage: Eukaryota; Metazoa; Chordata; Mammalia; Rodentia; Cricetidae
Gene: Ankrd40
Product: ankyrin repeat domain 40
Molecular function (GO): protein binding
Source: RefSeq, a predicted model, not a curated record
GACGGGCUCGGGGCGGGGCGGCCGGGGGCCCGGGGCCCUGGGGAAGAUGAACGCCCUCCUAGAGCAGAAGGAGCAGCAGGAGAGGCUGCGGGAGGCAGCGGCCCUGGGGGACAUUCGGGAGGUGCAGAAACUGGUGGAGAGCGGGGUGGAUGUGAACUCCCAAAAUGAGGUCAACGGCUGGACCUGUUUACACUGGGCAUGUAAGCGCAACCAUGGCCAGGUGGUCUCUUACCUGCUAAAAUCAGGGGCUGACAGAGACAUUCUUACAACAAAAGGGGAAAUGCCAGUGCAGUUAACAUCAAGGAGAGAAAUCAGAAAGAUUAUGGGAGUGGAAGAAACUGAUGAUGAUGACGAGCUCCCCCAGCUGAAGAAGGAGUCAGAUCUGCCCUUUGUUCCCAACUAUCUGGCCAACCCAGCCUUCCCUUUUAUCUACGCGUCCGCAGCAGAAGACUCCACCCAGCUGCAGAAUGGGGGCUCCUCCACACCUCCAGCAUCACCCCCUGCAGAUGGCUCACCGCCAUUGCUGCCCCCCACAGAACCCCCUCUGCUAGGGGCCUUUCCCAGGGACCACACCUCUUUAGCACUGGUUCAGAAUGGUGAUAUUUCUGCCCCCUCUGCCAUACUCAGAACACCAGAAAGCACAAAACCUGGUCCUGUCUGUCAGCCACCAGUGAGUCAGAACCGCUCCCUGUUCUCCUCUGUCCCAUCUAAGCCACCCGUGUCUCUGGAGCCUCAAAAUGGGACAUAUGCAGGACCAGCGCCAGCAUUUCAGCCGUUUUUCUUCACUGGAGCGUUUCCAUUUAAUAUGCAAGAGCUGGUACUCAAGGUGAGGAUUCAGAACCCAUCUCUUCGGGAAAAUGAUUUCAUUGAAAUUGAACUGGAUCGACAGGAGCUCACCUACCAAGAACUGCUCAGAGUGAGCUGCUGUGAGCUGGGUGUUAAUCCAGACCAAGUGGAAAAGAUCAGGAAGUUACCCAAUACUCUGCUGAGAAAGGACAAAGAUGUGGCCCGACUCCAGGAUUUCCAGGAGCUGGAGCUGGUCCUGAUGAUAAGUGAGAAUAAUUUUCUAUUCAGAAAUGCUGCGUCCACACUGACUGAGAGACCUUGUUACAACCGGAGAGCUUCAAAACUGACAUACUAACACAGCAGGGCCUUUAUCACUGAGUAUUGUGACAGUAUGUGUCACCUCUGGGCCAAAGGACAAGCCAUUGAUCCCAAAGCCUCGGAUGCCCACCAGGGCCCCUGGUGUCACUGCGUAGUGUACACUAACAUCAGCCUCAGCAGGAGGGAACCCCGACCCCCAGCAGCGGUGCCACUCUUCCAAGCCUCUUGGUGCACAAUAAACUUAUUGCUGAAUCUCUGAACAGCUGAGAAGUGGUCUUGAGAGGCAGAAGCCGGAGGUACGAUAGCCAAUGUUUUAUGUGCAGAGUCUAGAGUUGUCGAUGCGGAACCUGAGAGCAGACCUAUUUCUAGCCACUCCUGUUGACCAUGCACCUGAAGGGCCGGGAGCACUUCUCUUGGUGUUGCAUGCUCGUGAUGCUCCUGAAAUUGUGAACCGACUAGGGAGGAAGACUGGGGAAAGAAAGCACAUGGCUGUGACGGUUCACAUAGCGUAUUUAUAAAUGUUACUCAGGUUUAAAGUAUUUAAAAAUAUAGUUACGUAAUUGUAAAUAGGCUGUUAACCAAAAGAGCUUCCCCUCCCCCUCUUUUCUUUUGUGACCACUCAUGACUGCCACCUUCUCAGGACAGUCAUCUUUACGUCUCCUCCCGUCCACAGUCACUAGAGGGCUCUCUAAUGCUUUCUAAAGGAACCACCACAUUUUUACUCUGAGGCAGUUCCUGUCAUCCCUGUUGAAUCGCACCAUCCACGAAGAGCACAAAUACUGCUGGUCCCACCCACCACUCUCACUUCCCACCAGAAAUGAAAAGCAGUUUUUGAGCCUGAAUUUGUUGCUGUUUUAACGGUCAUUGUGGGAAACUGAACUAAAGGAGUUAGCAUCUUUAUUUUUGUAUCAAAGAUAAAGGUUAUUUUGGAAAUUAUUAGGAUUUUUACAUAACUCUGAAAUCUGUUGCUUUUGUAAACAAAUUGUUGGAUCUUAGGAAUCCCCUAUCACCACCCUCAGUCCACUGGACAGUCAGUUGUGAGCACCCAAUCAGACUCCGGAGCAUGGUGUAAGGAUCUUUCCCAAGAGUUCAUUUAGAGAGUUUUCCCCUUCUCCUAGGCAUCGUUAAAGUUGAAAAGCCUCCGUUUUGCUGAGACAGCUUAACUUGAGAAAUAGGACCUGGCCCAUGCAGACAAACAGGAGAGCAGGGGCUGGAGCAGCUGUUGAUGAGGAUCCCUGCUGUCUUAAGCUUUCUCCCCAUAGUGCCUAUAGUUUCCAAAGAAACUUAACUUCCUGACUAUUAACUUAAUUGUAUUAGAACACUGCAGUUGAGUGAGAACAUGCAGAUGCCCGUGGAAGAGGAUGUUGUGCUGAGGACAUGGCCUCCCGCUGCCACCUGAACGCUGGAAUGAAGUUGAGGUGUUCAAGGCCAGCUUUGUGGGGUCACCCUGUGUAGUGGAUUAAUCAUACCCACCCUUGGUACAGCUGGUGACUUCCUUUUGUAGAGUGUUUGCAUAGCCAAGUGGCGGUUGCUCAAUCCCCCCCUUCUCCCAAGUGCUUUAAUGAGGAAACCUCCCCUGUGUUUCAGCCCAUCAGCCCAUCUACUUUAUCUAGAUGUACUAACCUUUUUUUCCCCCUCAAUUUGCUUUGGAAAAACUUAGUUUACUGAUACAAUUAAGUGUGGUUCUAUCUUGGAAGAAAUAAAUUCAGUAUUAAUUCAUGUCUAAAUUACUGGGGUUCAAACUCCAUCAGCCACCCCAAUUGAUGAGAGCUUCUUGGAAGCAGUAGAGACCUGGCUGGGAGGUGGGCUACAGAAGAGUGCCCCAGAGCACAGAAGCAGAGUGACCAAGGGUCUUGGUGUCCCAAAUGGGGGACAGGUCCCACUUGGCUCUGCCCAAUGCCCUGUCCUUUGCUGAAGUCCUCUGUGGUCAUUGCCUCUGGCAGUGGGAUGAAACUGCAUGGUUGCUCUUAGAUGAGUUUGAAGUCUUAAUCUAUGCAUUCAGAGAAAUAUUUUUAUAUGCUUUGUGUAAUUUAUAACAAGGGAUUUUCUUUCAAGCUUUGUUAACUGAAUGCACUUCUCCUCUACUGCAUACUGAAAGCAUGUGUUCACACUGUGUAAACAUUCACAGGAGACUUUUCCUUGUGUGUCGUCGACUGUUCAGACAUAACAGGUAUUAUUAAAAUUAAGUGUUAACUGGCCAA